Molecule: messenger RNA, 7204 nt
Organism: Porites evermanni
Lineage: Eukaryota; Metazoa; Cnidaria; Anthozoa; Scleractinia; Poritidae
Source: the annotation of a GenBank genome assembly
GAUGAGUUUAAAACAGCCCUAGCAGAACUGGAAGUUCUUCCUUUUCGAGACGACGGCCAAAAGUCUGCCUUCUUCGAAACAGUCCGGCGCAUACAGGCCAGACAUGUCAUUCAGUGUUUCAAGUUUGGUGUUGCUGAACGGAAAAACUCUUCCACGGAAAAUUCACAAUUUUGUGAGGAAGUGAUAAAUAUUUUCGACAUUUGUUUCUCGUCCUGUUAUACGACUGACGUUGAAAAACGGAUUGCGUUUGAUUACUUCGCCAAGGCCUUAAAAUUUUGUUUCCCUGAGCACUCAUCGCAGUGCCUUUCUACUGCGAUACUUUCAAAACUGCUCCAGCUUGUACAGAUUUUCCAGGCCGGAAAGCUCGCCACCAUUGUUUGUGACAACACUACGCAAGUGGCUAAUCCUAACUUACGGAUCAAAGGGGCCAAAAGUUUGUUUGAUGAGGUACUUGCGAUAUUUCAAACGAGAAGAGAUCAAGGUCACCUAGCCGAAAUUGUCGAUCAAACGAUACGGUUUGCUUCUAAAGACGCAUCAAUAUCCUGCAUUGGAGAGCAAGUGGCCGGUUGGCGCAGUGACCACGUGGUUACACCAGUAUUGUUGUCAAACUGGGUAAAACUUCUGAAAUUUGAGCACGUCAGCAAUGAUUUCGCUUGCGCCUUAGCCAAGAUGGACGAUCCAUGUUGUAUAAAACAACACCAGAUAGUGUUACAUCCUUAUUCCCCUGUUCCGUUACUUCAACCAAUUAACGUCUACGAGUCAAAAGUCUGUUAUUUUGCAGAAGUCUUGGAAAACUUGAAAAGCAGCAAUAUUGCAGUUACUCUACCCUUGGACGAGGAAAGGCUGCGUAUUUUAUGCGGUCACAUUCAUCAUUUUAAUUGUGAUCCUUCCCCUCCAUCAUUAAGAAUGACAUCUCUUAAGCUUUUUGCAAACAUCAGUGUUAGCAAUGGAGUCUUAAAAGGUAUUCUUGACCAGUAUUUUAAAGAUGGGCCAUCAUUGCAGAAUCUGAAGAUUAAUGAGCAGUCUUUGCAACCUGAAUUUCCACAAGCAGAUGCUUUUGAACUUGUCUUUGAAGCUUUAAAGUUAUACCCAGACGGUAGACUUGUCAACAGAUUGUUGCAAUUCUGGAAAGAGAAUGUUCCCGGAAAUCAAGAUUACAUAGCCCUCUCACAUUUGAUUGGUCUGCUUUUACAAGGAUCGAAAAGCGAGAAGCAAAGUCAUUUAGCAGAAAGCGCUGCAAAAACAGUGGACUUUGUGGUUUCGACUUGCCUUCGGAUCCCACAGUCUUUAAAACCACUGGUAACGUUUUGGUGUCCUUUUAUUGCAUCUUUUUUAAAGAUCUUUCCAGAAUCGUAUCAAAGUCGUCAAGAUGUACUAGUCCAUCUUAUUAAAAAAGCUCAAGAACUUAUCAAUAAAGCCGUCGAACGGCUGGAAGAUGACUUUUUUUGUUCUUUUUACUUGGACCUAAGGCGCCCGAUAAGGCCUUGCGGCGAUGAACUGCGCUUAAUUCUUAACUUCUUAGAAUGGAUUGCCCAACAGUGCUGCACUGAGGAAAUGAAAGGAGAGAUGAUGUUUCUGCUUAUGUCCUGCAUACUGGAUAAGAUUUCUUCCAUACAGGAUUUUCAAUUUUCAGUUUACGUGAUCAAACAGCUGAGUCUAGGUCAACACAAGAAUUUCAUUAUUAAAAAGGAACUGAUUAGGAACUUUAUUGGUUUGGCAAAACUCUUCAAGGAACGAGAAGUUAAAAACGUUUUCCAAGAAGUUGUUAAAGGUCUAGCAUCAGACCAAAAUCUGGAGCUUAAAGAUGAAAUUUUUUCUGAAAUUCUUCUUCUUGUUAGGCGCUGUUCUAUUGCGAAGACGAUUCCUCCAGAUACUCUCCGACUCUUUUCACUAGUAUCAAGCUGUCCACUUUCAGGUGACCGUAGAGUAAAAGUACUACAGAGGUCAAAGGAAACCGGAAAAGGUUUGUCGUGUGGUAUACAAAUCUUGCAACUGGUGAAAAGACGCCCCCAUUUGGUCAUGAAGGAAGAAAAUAAAUAUUUUGACCUUCUUUUUUCAGCCUUUUUUGAUGUUUUAAGAGAAGACAAAGAUAUGUGUCUGCAGUUCUACACGCAACAACUUUCAGUACUUAAUUCACCACAAGUGAUCGUCCAUUUAUGUUGCUCUGAAGUUCCCAGGUUAAUAUCGUCGGGUAUGUUCCAAGAGAUUGAGUCGCAGUGGUGUUUACCUGUUUUUCAACAUGCACCAGAAGUAAAUUCUCCAACCGAAAUGUUAGCACUCUAUUUCCAAGUAAGAGAAAGCGCUGUGAAAGUUGUUGAAAGAGUAGCAGAGAACCCUGGUAACGAGGUUGAGUUUCAACAACAAACGUUUAUUUCAUCUCUGUUAAAAGUCGUAGAGUCAAAUGUAUUAACUUUCCAAGAGAAACUUUCACUAGUCGAAAAAGUGUGUGAGACUUUUGUGAGAGACCCAAGCAACUUGACAAAAGAGACAGUGGUAAAUGUAUUAUGUAAUAUGAUACCGUUUUCUCAGUUGCAAAACGAUGACAAAACAGUCAACAAAGACGUCAUGCGUUUGGAAUUAAAUGAGAUUGAAGCUAUUCUGGAAAAUCCAGCCAUGAUGUCUCAGUUAUCAAGACUUCCCAUAGGUCUCAACAAUUCGUUAUGCUCCCUGUUCUCCACGAUGACAUCUGGCUACUGUUCAAGCGGUAAACUGGCUGACAUUUAUAAUUUCAUUGGUUCACAAGAGCACUUAGACGAAGCUUUUUUUGAUAAUGUCGUAGCCAUUCUUAAAGUAGCUGCAGAAGAGUCAAAUUCAGUGAAGAAUUUCAUAGAGCUAUUGAAGGAAGUGGUAACCUUUGCUCGGGGCGUCUCUCCAGAACUAGACACGUUUAUCAUUGAUAGUUUUCGCUAUCUCCUAGAAAAUCGGGUACCAAAACAAGAGAGAACAAGAUUUCUGAGCGACGUUGUACUAAACUGGGGGUUCUUACCAAAUUUCCCUAUUCUCUCUUACUUGGAGGUUCCACGACUUCUUUGGAUAGUGUACAGUUCUAUCGCUGACACUCCAAAAAGAUGCGAACUGAUAGAUCGAGGACAAGUCAUUUUGCAGAAGACAACCAACUUGCAGACCUUGUGCAAUACAUUAAGCUACGACCAUAUUAGAAGACGAAUCGCAUGCUGUGAUCUCGAGUUGCUUGUUCUCAAUUCUUCUCUUUCAACUGACGAAGCUGUUCUGGCAUACGAACUUUCCAGCUCUCUUUCUCGACAUGAUCAGCGACUUAGGUGCUUUACUUUCUCUGACGUACACAUUCACGAAGGUUGUUUCAAGUUUAUUGCCCAUGAGACGAGGUUAGAAACAGAAAGCAGUUCUAGAGACGAAAUUUUGAACGCAGGUUCUGCAGAAGGAAACAAAGGAAGUUCAUCUCUAGCAAUUGAAUCAGAAAUUUUAACACCAGCAACGAUUGCCCUGAAAAUGAUUGAACACGUUAAACGUACGCUCAGGAAAGAGGAAGACCUUGCUGAAGUUGUAUCUUUGCUUUGGAAUCUUUCUUUUGGGCAUAAGCGUUUCUUCUGCAGGGAUGAAUGUGCAAAGAGUUUGACUUUAUGCGACGACUACUUGAAAGUUUUCCUGUCCAUCGCAUCGGAGGCGUCAUCGACAGAAAUAAUGCUUCACUGGGCUAAAGUUGAUAGUCACUACGUCUACCAAUGCUCGGAAGUUAUUCUCAUGGCCUGCAAGAAGAGGUGCGAGGCAGACGAUAAUGGAAAGGAAGACUUGCUAAAGUUUCAAGCUGUUGUCAGUGCCACACUAGAAAAGAUGCGAACAACGCAGUCGGAAACAAUUGCCCCUGUUUGGCAUCGAGAUCCCUGCUUUCUCUUGGUUAAACCGCAAUUGAAGCAUUUGAUUGGCAUUCUAGAGAGACGAUUGCCGAUCAGCGUGCAGACACAGAUUCUAAACCUCUUUCAAACAAAUAUGCCUGCAGCUGUGACACUAGCAGACGUCGUAUCGUCCUGGUCAAAUCAAGAUCAGGUGAGGAGGCUUGUAGAAAGCAUGCAUUUAGUUUGUCAAGAGGAAGAGCUUCCUUCCCAGAGUGAAUUUGUUUGGCAAUUGCUUAAAGCGUUUGGCCGAUUCUGCCUAGACUCCAGUGACUCGCUCAUGGCCAAGUUCAAGGAACUGCUUUUAUUACGCGAUCCACAAGACGAGUAUGGUUUUAACCGUUUACCCAAAUGGCGAGAGAAGAUGAUAGCAAGCGGCUUUUCUUCCCAUGUCAUUGACUUCUGGUGUGUAGCGUUCCUGACGACGCCGUUUGAGGAAUUGUCGUCACGAGAUGUUGAUGCCAUUGUUGACCUGAAUUCUAAUUCACAGCAGAUCGGUUCAGCAAUUUUUGAAGAAAUUAACAGUUGCAUUUUUCCUGAACAUGAUUUUGGUGGUACUAUUACCUUGGAAAGAGGCAUCAAGGAGCCAUCAACCAAGGAACGCCUUCGAUUGGCAAGAUUGCUAGGUGAAUUCAUUAACAUGUUGAGACUUCGAAAACCCGAGGAAAGUCGAAAGGACGCUGCUAUCAAGCAAAUAGUCGUUGAAGCCUGUGAUGAGCUUUGUAAAGCAUAUAAAAGGGAAGAAAAAAAAAGACCAAAUGGUGGAGAUUUGUACAUGAUUCACGAGGAUGUGCUUAAGGCUCUCUUUACUGAAGUCUUUGGAAAACAGUAUAAGUCUGAUGCUGGAGUAGUCAGUGGUGGCGAAGCAAGCCCUGCAGUUAACGCAGAAUCUAGAGGACAAUCAUGUGCAACAAGGCAGUCAUCCUAUUUACAUGAAAACCUUCCACACAUAUUGCGCCACAAUGAGGUAUUUGAACCAUUACUGGUGUUGUUAAGGCGUUGGCUGUCCCGGUCUGCCGUCAAACCAACCCUCGCCUCUCAUACACAAGGCGUUGUUCAGCAAAUCUUUUCAAUUCACUCGGCUGUUGAAGAAAGUGAUCGAAAGAGUGCUCACGUCGCCGUGGAUCCGGAAUUGCACAGAAAAAUUCAAGCUCACAUCUUAUCUCUGGAAGAGAAUCAAACUCUCAUAGCUCAGCUUCAAGCUUCGGGAUACAAUCAAACAACGAAAGGAACUCAAAACCUAUGGUCUUCUUCCACUCUGGAGGUUUCUGGGUACAUCAGCAAGCGCGAAUCUGCAGAUAGUAAAAGGUUUCUCAAAAAAAUGACUCAAAACCUAAGGAUUCUGUGGGACGAAUGGAAGCACAUCCUCUUCGCGCUCGGCAAGGGUUCCGUAAAAGUUGACGGAACCGAUGUACGUACACGUGACCUCUUUAGUCUUCAGACCACUUUAGAGGUGAUGGAGAAGCAGGUGUCUGCUGUAAAGGAAGCUGUCAAUCAAAUAGAGUUGGGAGACCUUAAAAGGAGAGUCAAGCAAUUGAUGCGCAAGGAACAACGAUGCCGGGAAAGGACUGAAAAACUGUACAAGAGCAAGGCGAGGAAUUCAUGUUUUUUGAUUUGAUUUGAUUUGAUUUUUCAGAUUUUAUUCAUUGACCUGGUUCUUAACUACAGGUAGAUUUGCAUUAUGGUUAAGAUCCAUUCAACAAUAAUUUGCGUAAACUGUUCACAGUCCCCAAUUUUUUCCGUAAAAUCGUCGAUUUGUGUCUCCAAGAUGGCUGCCCAAUCCGGUAAGCGUUCGAUCCUGUCCAUCUUACGAAAAAAUAGAGAACUUUGAACAGUGUAAAAUUUGCUGAUAACUAGGGAACAUUGGAUAGUAAAACUGAGCACAUGUUCUUGUUAAUUGUUUGAAUAUGCUUUUACAGGCUAAACUACGUAUGUUGGUCUGCCUGAUUCAUUCUGUAGUUUAGAAUACUACAUAAAUUCAGGUGUAAAUUGUUUAGUGUGUUUAGUUUAAACCGUCUUUCCAGCUGGUAAUCAGUCCACAGAUAACUGCUGCUACCUGGUAGUUGAAUAAUUUCUUGUUUUCGUAAUCUAGAGCUCGGAAGCAACCCCAAAGGAUAAAGAUCAACCAAAGAAGUUUGUAGCUGUAUGGGAAAAUCGAUUUUUGGAAAACGUGAAAUUAUGCUCUGAGCGAAUUCCAGGUUAGUUAAGGCGUUUUAUGGGGACGGUACGGGGACAAACGAGCUCUAGAGAUCUCUUGGGUUUGCAAUAUCGUAUCCGAGGGUAGUGAGGGCUUUCCUUCGAAUCUCUGGGUUAUGAUUACUCGGUUUAUGCAUAGUAUCAUACGAAAAUGAUGGAAGACAAAUUGAAUACGCAGGUCACUUCAGCAGCAAACACAUUGUUUGCCUAUUUUAUUGAACUUGUGCGCGUAGUCACUUGAAUUGUGAGAGAGUUCUCAACAGAAAAAUUCCUACAAUACCAGAAAGAAAUUAUGGUACUAAUUCAACCAAAGACUCAAAACAGGCAUACUAAACAAACAGGUAAUCAUGGACCCCUGUUAAAGUUUGCAGACUAAAAGGCCGAUAGAAGGGCAUUUCAAGUCUCAAAAAGGUAUUAUUCGUUACUGAAUUCGCCACGGUGACAGCGGAUGAAAGAGGACUUGCGUCCCAAUUGAUAUCAAUUCACCCCGCCCAUGAACGGUUGUACCACACCACCGGGGUUUUCGCCCCCAUAAAGCUCGACCAAAAGACAAACUUAAGUAAAGGAAUAGUUUCUAUAACUUUCAAAAUUCUUUUUUAUUACCGCAAGAUUACCCACGACACAUUUGGUCUUAGCUGUUGUUAAUUCUUAAUCAAUUUUAACGCAACGGACUGCAGUUUGCUAAAAGAAGGCUUUUACACUACGCCUUAAGGUCUACCACGUUUCCUGUCAGGAGCCUGUGAGUAGGAGCCUAUAUCUCGCAGUUUAGUGUUUUAGGGCCUUGUAGCAAAGCUGAAUGUUAAGUAAAUUUUCCCUUCUCUUUAGGAUGCUAUGCACCCAACGGUUUUCAUUCCGAAAAACCUGUGCUAUGUGCCUUGUCCGUGGACAACAGGAUUCUGGCGGUUUUCGAAGAAGACAAAAACGGUCGCAGGGAAGAAAUAGAAAAUGUGGAGGUUAAGCUCAUGGCGGCUGGUAUGUAUGUGUUUGGGCUGCACUCAAGUGAACACGAUUACGUCACUGAUGAGCUGUGGGCCGCCUUCUUUAAGAAGCUACUAAAAGAAAGACUGGUACCGAAUAUAGUCUUGUCCAAUGAAAGUCCAGGAUUUGACUGGAUGGUGAAGUUUGUACAACCAGGUAAG